Molecule: messenger RNA, 3302 nt
Organism: Telopea speciosissima
Lineage: Eukaryota; Viridiplantae; Streptophyta; Magnoliopsida; Proteales; Proteaceae
Product: kinesin-like protein KIN-14B
Exons: 12
Coding region: 203-3169 (988 amino acids)
Biological process (GO): microtubule-based movement
Molecular function (GO): ATP binding; microtubule motor activity; microtubule binding
Source: RefSeq, a predicted model, not a curated record
UUCCAAUCGAAGUUUUGACUGAUAAUAAAAUUUGACCUCUACUGCAAAUUUUGGACCUCGUUUGGUGAAGAAUAACUUGCUCCACCUGAAAUCGAUUCUCCUCUUAAUUUGAAGCUUUGAAGAGCCAUGGACAAGAUUGAUCAGAAAGGAAUGAGAAGGAGGGGUGUCCUCUACACUUGAAGUUAUUACACCUCUGAGCAUCAUGGAAUCAAGAAAAUCUGUUAAAAACCUUGCUCAGUCUAUCCAUUCUCUCCUAGGAUUUAAGACUCGUCUAACUUCUACCUGGGCAGAUUCAGUUUGUAAAAUAAUCAAGAACUUAUCAUCUCAAGAUUCAACAGAUGGUUCUCGGAUAAAAUUUCAAAACUGCAAUUCAGACAAUUCAGAGGCUUCCAAUGAAAACGAAGAUGCUGAUAAUGGUGCUGCUGUUUCAAAAAUAUAUGAUGAUCUUGCUGCCUUGACUGCCCAUCUAAAUGAACUGAACUUAAAGAAGAGACAGGCCUUGAAUGACUUUUUGGAUUUGAAGGGGAAUAUCCGUGUGUUUUGUCGCAUAAGACCCAUCCUCGAUGAGGAGAAAUUUAGCCAUCUGGCACCUGUCGUAGCUUCGGAUUCCAAUAAUGUGGUUUUAAAACUUGCCAAGAAUAAGUCAAAACAUUACACUUUCGACAAGGUUUUCCACCAGGGUUCAUCACAAGAUGAAGUCUUUUCAGAAAUUGCGCCAGUGAUAAAAUCUGUGAUGGAUGGCUACAAUGUAUGCAUUUUUGCAUAUGGGCAGACGGGAACUGGAAAGACUUUCACCAUGGAAGGUAAACCCGAUUGUCCGGGGAUUGUGCCUCAUGCAAUCAAUGAACUUUUCAAGCAAGCAGUUGAUAGCAACCAUUCUUUUCUCUUCACUUUCAGUAUGCUUGAGAUUUACAUGGGCAAUCUCAGAGACUUGCUUGUCCCCCAAAUGACAAAACCAACAGAUCGUUUUACAAAAUGCCUUUCAAUUAUAAAUGAUCCCAAGGGAGGCAUUGAGAUUGACAACCUUGUGGCCAUUGGAGUGAAUGACUUCAACCAAGCUAUGAAUCUGUAUAGAUUGGGUAGGCAAUCCAGGUCAACUGCUUCUACAAAUGCCAACAUCAAUUCAAGCAGAUCUCACUGCUUGAUCCGCAUAUCCUUGACUAGCUUUAAUGCUCCAUCAAGGCGAAAGGAAACAAAUAAAAUGUGGAUGAUUGAUUUGGGUGGAAGUGAACGGCUGUUGAAGACAAAGGCAUGGGGAAGAAGACUGGAGGAAGGAAAAGCCAUCAACCUAUCACUCUCUGCCCUUGGUGAUGUCAUCAGUGCACUCCAGAAAGGGAAACCUCAUGUACCAUACAGGAAUAGCAAGCUGACUCAAGUUCUUAGGGAUUCUCUAGGUGAGGAUUCAAAAACACUAAUGCUUGUUCAUAUUAGUCCCAAAGAAGAAGAUUUGUGCGAGUCUGUAUGCUCCUUGGGUUUUGCAACACGGGUGAGAAGUAUUCACCUAGGGAAUGAGGCAUCAGUGGAAGUACAGGCAAAGAAGGAAAUUGCAAUGUCCAAGCUGUUACAGAAGGUGAAAGAGCUUGAAUCUGAGGGUCAUGAAGUUAGAAGAGAUAUCAAAAAGCUAUAUAAGAAGUUAGAACAUUUAACCAGAGGUGUAUCACCAUAUGAUACACAUUUGGAGGCUCUGUGUCUAUCUAAUGAAGUGCUGCAGUCUAACAUAGAGAUGGAGAAGCAUAGUGGUGCAGAUGUUAAAGCAAGUCCCUCAUCAAAACUGCCAAGUUUUAUGAGGCCAACCAUUUGCAGUACAAGCAGAUAUGGCAAAGAUCGCCAAAUUCCAGAGUAUUCCCAGAAAAGAAUUCCCCUUCCUGGACGAAGGAGAAGAUGUACCAAGAAUCGUCCUUUACCCCGAAACGGUAUUUCAGAAUAUGGCUCUGAAUGCAGUACCUCCAGGACUAGCAACUUGAUGAGCCUCAACAUGAAACAUAGCACAGAUUAUGAAACAGAAUACAGUCAGGAUGCUUCUGAAUGUGAUAUUAAAAUGGUUGUUUUCCCAGAGCAGGAAAAUUUUCCAAAGAGUCUGGGUUAUCAAGCAGCUCAUCUAAUUUAUAGAAAUACAAGUGAAUAUGCAAAUAGUAAAGCAAGUGAAAUUGAUUCUUCAAAAUGCUUAACAAUUGACAAUCGGCUUCAUCCACAGAAGAAGGAACUGAAUACUGGUACUUCCACUCAUCGGACUAAAUGGGUGCCUUCUAUCCCUGUCCUGGAGAAGACAUAUAAGAAGUCAAAUAAAUUACAGCGUGAGAAAGUACAUGGUCAUAAAAUUACAAACAAAAAUGUUCCUGUCCAUGGUAAUGUCAACAGCUUGGAUGAGAUAGGGGCAACUGGACAGCCCUCAGUGGAGGUGGUUAUUUGUGAAACACACAAAAAAUUGGAUGAACUUGUAACUGAAGAAUCUGGUUAUAAUUCCAUUCCUCAUUCUCAUACAGCUGAUACUGAGGUAGUGAAAGGAGAAUGGGGAUUUUCAAGUGGUUUCAUUAUAAGAAACUAUGGAUGCUAUGCUGUUUCUCCUCCUGAUGUGCAGUAUAAUUGCUUCAACCAGUACAAUGAUUACAGUGGGGUAACCGAAUCAGCUUCUAAGCAGAUAGAUACAGGUGGCGUACACAAUUUGCCAGAGGAUUUCAUGUUCCAAGACAGUAGGUGCGAUCUCCUCUCUUCAUCUGAUAUGGGGAUUAAGAAUAUACUAAAUUUGAAAGAACAGUCCAAUGAAUUAGAAAGUCAAGGGGUGCUCACUGAAAGCUCCUUUGAGUCUUUGGUUGAUCCUACAGAAAUGAUUAAUCAGAAAGUCCGAACAGUAGUUACACCGAAUGGAAAGAAUAGUGACGGAUAUUGUGAGAAGGAAGAUUUUUCUGCUUCUCUUCAAUACACUGAGGGUGUCACGAGACCUUGGUUGCAUACAAUGAGAUGUCAAAGAGCUUUACUUGCAGAGCUAAAUGAUGCCUCUCAAGAGGAUCUUACUAUGCCCUUGAUCCAAAUCCCUGAAAGAAUACAUGAUACAGGGAUGAGUGAUUUGCUUGGACAGAAAACUCAGACUUUAAUUUCCAGUGCUCUUCUAGGAUUUGGAGUUCAAAGCUUAGGCUUGGAACAUGACUUCUUCUAUGGAUUGAUGCUUUAAAGAUCUUUCAUGGGAUACAACAUGAAAUCAGAUCAUUGUGCUUGUUAUUGGUGCCUUUCAGGUUUCAGUUGUGUGUGUGUAAUGUUUGACCACCUCAAUUCAGCGGAGUAUAUAUGAAACAAUUCAGAGUCCA